Meloidogyne enterolobii is the source of this 171-nucleotide messenger RNA. NCBI's taxonomy places the organism in Eukaryota, Metazoa, Nematoda, Chromadorea, Rhabditida, Meloidogynidae. The record is from the annotation of a GenBank genome assembly.
AUGUCAACAACUCAAAAAUUAUUUAAAUUAUUUUUAUUUUUUGUUUUGAUUAUUAAAAUUGUAAAUUGUGGAAUUUGUUUUGGUAAACCACAGGUUAAUGAGGGUAACAAUUAUGUGGUUAACAAUGAUGGGGAUAAUGAUGAUGGUUUUCAAGGUAGAUUAAUUAAUUAA